AUGCCGUCUCUAACGUCUCUCGCCAUUGUAUCAAUCUUCAUGAUUUUCAUCUGUUCUCUAUCGAGUGUUUCAUCUGAUUGUAGCAGUUGUUGUAACUAUAACACUGGCUGUAGUACAGCUUAUAAAGGCGGUCCAGCUCAAUGUUGUGGCUCAGGCUUUUUUAAAUUUUGUUGCCCGACCAGAUCAACUUGUGGUUCCUACCCUUAUUGCAAAAGUUAUUAUUAUUGGGGAAAUUUGACACUCGCUGGACUAAUCAGCGUCAUUGUCGGUAGUAUUUUUGGAUGUAUCUUUUUAAUUACAUUAUGUCAUCAUUUGUGCAAAAGACAACGCCGACCAACAGGAGCAUCUGCAAUUGUUUUACCACAAACAUUUCAGAAUACUGGUAUCCACCAAGCACCGCCACCUUAUUCAUCUUCAACUAAAGCAUAA
Rotaria socialis is the source of this 429-nucleotide messenger RNA. Lineage: Eukaryota; Metazoa; Rotifera; Eurotatoria; Philodinida; Philodinidae. The record is from the annotation of a GenBank genome assembly.